AUGAAGGCUUUCAUUCUUCUUGCUCUAUUCGCAGUGGCAUAUGCUGCUCCCAUUGAGGAUGAGGAUGACAAGAUUGUUGGAGGCUACGAGUGCAGAAAGAACUCUGUUCCCUACCAGGUGUCUCUGAACGCUGGCUACCACUUCUGUGGAGCUUCCCUGAUCUCCAGCACCUGGGUGGUGUCUGCUGCUCACUGUUACAAGUCCCGCGUCCAGGUGCGUCUUGGUGAGCACAACAUCGCUGUCAACGAGGGCACCGAGCAGUUCAUCAACUCUGCCAAGGUCAUCCGUCACCCCAGAUACAACAGCCGCAACCUGGACAAUGACAUCAUGCUGAUCAAGCUGAGCGAGCCCGCCACCCUGAACAACUACGUCCGCACCGUUUCCCUGCCAUCCAGCUGCGCCAGCUCUGGCACCCGCUGUCUGAUCUCUGGAUGGGGCAACACCAGCAGCUCUGGAAGCAACUACCCUGAUCGCCUGAGGUGUCUGGAUGCCCCCAUCCUGAGCGACAGCAGCUGCAGGAGCUCCUACCCUGGACAGAUCACCUCCAACAUGUUCUGUGCUGGAUUCCUGGAGGGAGGCAAGGACUCCUGCCAGGGUGACUCUGGUGGCCCCGUGGUGUGCAAUGGUCAGCUGCAGGGUGUGGUGUCCUGGGGUUACGGCUGUGCCCAGAGGAACAAGCCUGGAGUCUACGCCAAGGUCUGCAACUACAACUCCUGGAUCCGCAGCACCAUGUCCUCCAACUAAAGUCACUUUACAGUCAUUUGUUGUGAGACAGGAGAGUGCAUAUCCUUUUAAUAAAUAAAUAAAACCCAAUACUCAUUCAUCUGCUUG
Molecule: messenger RNA, 831 nt
Organism: Seriola aureovittata
Lineage: Eukaryota; Metazoa; Chordata; Actinopteri; Carangiformes; Carangidae
Product: trypsin-3-like
Exons: 5
Coding region: 1-744 (247 amino acids)
Biological process (GO): proteolysis
Molecular function (GO): serine-type endopeptidase activity
Source: RefSeq, a predicted model, not a curated record